Molecule: messenger RNA, 677 nt
Organism: Aspergillus japonicus CBS 114.51
Lineage: Eukaryota; Fungi; Ascomycota; Eurotiomycetes; Eurotiales; Aspergillaceae
Exons: 1
Coding region: 85-447 (120 amino acids)
Source: RefSeq, a predicted model, not a curated record
CUUUCCUCAGUACCAUACCCGGGCCGGAUUGACACCAAAAGUAACCCUUAAUGAGCCUUGAUCUGUUUUUGUGACGUUAUUUUCAUGACGGCUGUAUUUUUUGGAGGCUGUCUGGUUGUGACUUUGUUCCUUUCUGUAUCGGUACAUAUUGAUGCACCGCAUGAUUCCCAUGGAGCCUGCUCUUAUCUUGUGUUUAAAGGCGGGGUUCGCGAUAGAGUGGUGGAUGGACGUAUCUCAUUGUUGUGGAUUUUCCCUGCAAUCUUCUCUUUGUCUCUUUACGGAGACCAUGUAUCUGUACAUCAUCUUACCGUGAUCUAUAUAUGGAUUGAAGCUCAUUCGACUGGGAGCAAAGUCAGGAAUGAGAACGAUUCCCAGAGUGAAGGAGUGAGUGAGGGGGGCGUUUCAAUACAAAUGCAUUAUAGUGAGAAAUACACCCUGCAUACGUAGCAAGCUGAUGUUUUUCGUGUUCAAUUGGUGAGCUCGAGGCCCUUCUCGGCUGGCUGGCGUGACAGCACGACUGUGACCUAUACUGGCAACUAUGGUUUGGUCGAUAGACCGACCGGUUUGGAUAUCCAGCUUCAGAACAGUAUACUACAAUUCCAUACGCAGGAAGAAUCAAACACAUCUUCUGACAAGCCAAGCGAACAUCGUGGGAUUCGACAUUUAAGCCAAUAAAC